AUGGCUUACACCACUGGACACGCAGGCGCAAAAAAGCACGCUGUUCUGGCGAACGCCCUUGCUGUGAUGCAUGCAGUCGUUUAUCGCAGAUCUGUCGCUACGAGGAAAAGUCACCUGUGCAGAGAUCGAAGGAGACGUCCCACCCUCGUCGAAUGCAUUCAUCUGGAGGAUUUGUUCGUAGCCCUCGAGUACGCUUUCCCUGAUCUCCCGCACCCUCACCAGAGUACCGCAAGGGUGCCAAUCUCGACCUCUUCGCCCUCCGUCAAUAACCAAACCCCGGACUUCGACAGAGAGCCGGUGCUGCACCAGGCCAGCCUAUUGCUACAAGAGCUGCCCGUGCAAGUCAGUACUUCUCUUGUUGACACCUACUUCCGCUUCUGUCACAACCAGCCAUAUUGUCUGUUUCAUGAGGCGACCUUCCGAGACAAAAUGCUGAAAGGCCUCGUACCGCCCCAUCUUGCCCUAGCAUUCCUGGCCACUGCGGUGCGCUUUUCCGACGAGCCGUUGUUUCGUCAGAAUAGAAGAGAAUCAAUGGACAGAUAUUCGGCGUCGGCAUGGAGGUAUAUGGUGUUCAAUUGGAUGUUGGUCGACGGAAAGCCCACCCUUGAUAUUGUCCAGGCACUGACCCUCCUGUCGAUCCUCGAUUUUACCGCUACUAAGUUACAUCCUGGGUGGAUGAAGAUCGGACUGGCCAUACGUCUCGCCCAAGACUUGCGGCUCAUGUUUGACCCAACCGCGCCAGAAUCGCAGGUAGUGCAAGAGGAACAUCGGCGCGUGUUCUGGUCGGUCUAUCUUCUUGACAAGAUUGUCGCGGUGGGCCGAGCGAGACCGCCAGCGAUCCUGGAGGACGACUGUUACGUCUAUCUGCCUUGUAAAGAAGCCGAUUUUCGGCGUGCAGCAUCUCAUUCCAAACUGACCAUCCAACAAAUACACUCCUCGACGUACCCUUAUCCCGAACGCCCCGGGGCAUUUGCGGUCGUUAUUGCCGCGGCGUCUGUCUUUUCAAGUUGCACUCGCUAUAUGCUGCGGAACCGUACCAAGUGGGAAGAGCCUCCUUGGAAGUUAGGAUCUCCCUUUGCCGCCAUCACCUCCAUGCUCCUGGACUUCGAGAGCCGUUUCGACUUGACCGGUUCCAUCAGCCACGUCUUCGAAAGGGAAUGUACCGUGGGUGGAGAGCUGGACCCGCAAUGCGCCAGCCAUUGCCUUCUCGCCCAUGUGCUCUUCCGACUGAGCUACUGUCUUCUGCACCAUCCACUGCUGCUUCACACACGCCUCCACUCGUGCGCGGCUAAAGCUCCUGCAACCUUCCUCCGGCCCAUAUUUCAGGGCGUGUUGCAAGAAGCUCUAGCGGUGACCGAUCUCCUCUUAGAGGCAGAAAUGGCGGGCUGUCACCCGACCGUCUCCUUUUUUGGGUGCUGCAUUACCAUUGCAGGGAGCGUCGAGGCUCUCUACACGGCGCACGAAGACCCUUCAAUACGUCAGCAGAGCGUAAGUGGCUUUGAAAAGACCAUGGCCUAUCUCGAAAAGUACUCGCGCUACUGGAGCAACUGGAGGAGUAUGAUCACCAACCUCCAAAACUUUGCCGCGGACGCCUCUUCGUACAGGGAUCUGUUGAACCCCCACGGUCGAGUGGAACUUGGUUCAUCUAAACUUGAGCGUCUCUGGCGUCUGGUCGACUACAGCGCCAUGUCGAUCGAAUACGCCGAGCCGGUGGACAUGACCAUGAUGCCAUCGUCGUUUGACUUCGACUUCAGCCCUUCCGACUUCUUGGGUGAAGAGUGCUUUCAAGAACAGCAGUGGGAUGCAUUCCACUUCAACGGUCAGGCUUCAUAG
Messenger RNA from Cladophialophora immunda, 1833 nucleotides. RefSeq lists its product as uncharacterized. Bases 1 to 1833 code for a protein of 610 amino acids. Gene Ontology annotation, biological process: DNA-templated transcription. The record is from RefSeq and is a predicted model, not a curated record. The transcript has 5 exons. Gene Ontology annotation, molecular function: zinc ion binding; DNA binding. NCBI's taxonomy places the organism in Eukaryota, Fungi, Ascomycota, Eurotiomycetes, Chaetothyriales, Herpotrichiellaceae. Gene Ontology annotation, cellular component: nucleus.